GUUGCGGCGGUGUGGUGGGGGCCACGGGGGUCCAGGCAUGGAGAGGGCGCAGUUCCGCGCCAUCCUCCGUAUCGUUGACACGUCCUACGAAAAGAGUGCGGAGUCGGUUGAUACGUUUUGCCCUAUCGCGACUCAACCCCUUUCGCCCUUCUUUCAAAUAAAUAAACUUUCAAUCGGUGCCUGUGAGUUGGAAGACCGCGUCCAAUCGACACGGUCACUGGACACGAUCGUUGUUAUUUAAACUAAUAAUCGUUUGCGAGAGUUCUCGAGGCGAUCUGGUCGUUCCAUUUCACUUUUGAUCCAGGAGACGCUUCGUUUUGUUUUGAAUUUCACGUGUGCAUCGAACAUUGCGCGCGUGUAGAGCGACCGCCAGGUCGCGCUCACUUUUAAAACAAUCCGCCGCUUUCGACUUCGCGACGCGGUUGAUCGAGCAUCGACCUUCGAUCGUUCCCGUUCGACUGGUUCCCUGUGCCGUCGCGCACAGAAGUGAAUUGGUGUGUUUCGUGCAGGCCCGUGACAUUCUUCGUCUCGAUCAGUGAACAUUUCAAACGAAGGAACGAUGCUGUCGGCGAGCUGUCUGUUUAUCGCGAUCCUCGUGAUCGCCGAUGCGACUGGUACCACCGCCACUCAAACCAUGGACGCCAAGAUCCGUGAUGACUCCGACUUGUCUCAGUUUUACCAACUGUUGGAGGCUAGUCACGUGGCGAACACCACCCUGACGUACCGUCACGUGACCUUAUUCGCGCCCACAAACCGAGCUUUCCAGAAGUACAAUGGAACAACGAAGAACCUGUUACUCUACCACAUGUCAAACUUCCCGAAAACGAUCGAGAAUCUUGGGGAUUCAAUCUCGUCGGAACUCGACGGUAAUCCUCCGUUAUGGGUCACCAGGCGGCCAAGCACGCACGGCGAAGACGUUUAUAUAAAUAACGCGAAGAUUCUCACGGAGCAGAGCAAUUUCCAGUCGAAGGUUACAGUUGGAGGCGACGUGAAGACACAGGUUCUGCACAUAAUAAACGAAGUUCUGGAGCCAGUUCGCCCGAAUUCCGCGGAAAUACCGAUUUACAGCCCAAACGCCUUCGAAUUCCUGAACCAAAGUGAAAACCUCGAUUUGGGUUCACACCGAGUUCGGACCUUCCGACAGCGGGUCGUCAAGGAAAAGAAAGAGGAGGUAUUCAAGGCGGAUGGACGUUACACCUUUCUUAUCCCUGUUGAGUUGGGUUUCAAGCCAACCCCGAGGCCAGAAAAGGUUGAUCGCGUGGUAAUCGACGGUCACGUGAUACCUAACCACGUCCUCUUCACAGCACCCACACCUGACAAUGUACCCUACGAGACUCUUGCGUUCACGGACAAUGUCAAGGUCACCAUUAGCUUCCGCAAGGAACACGACAAAGUAUACGUCGAGUCCAAUACACUCGUGGGCGACCCUAGCCACCCCACAGGGGUUGUGUUGGCAGAAAUAGUGAAGGCAAACAUCCCCGUGCGCAACGGGGUGGUGCACCUGAUCCAACGGCCACUUAUGGUCGUCGACACCACCGUGAAGGACUUCCUUGAGGAAAAGGAGGACGGACCGGUGUACAAGUUUUACGAGACAUUGCGCGACUUCGGCGACGACAUCAUGACCACCAUUAAUCAUCUGCGCGACGUCACCCUGUUCGCGCCCAGCAAUGCCGCGUUGGAGGAGCCGGGCGUGCAGCAGAUACUUCAGGACAAGAAACGCAUCACAGAGAUCCUGAACCUUCACUACGUCAAGGAGCGGCUGCCCCUCGACAAGAUCAAGAACAAGAGCGUCAGCCAGAAAUCCUCGAUCGGGAAGUCACACCUUGGGGUGCCCACGGCGGCGGACCGGAAGAGACUCUACUUCAACGUAGUUCAAGGGCCCAGCGGAAACCAGACAGUGACCGUCGAAGGCGGGGGCGUGAACGCGACCGUGGUCACAGCGAAUAUUGCCGCCACGAAUGGAAUCAUUCACAUCAUCGACAGGGUCCUGGGUGUUCCUUACACGACUGUGUUGGAGAAGCUUAAGACCGAUCCCAUGCUCAACACCACUUACUUGCUCGGCCAACGACAAGGGUUCAACAACAUGCUCAACGACACGACCAAGCGUUUCACUUACUUCGCCCCGCGCGAUACCGCCUGGUACAUGGCGAAGAUCAGCUUCCCGUCUACCUACAAGAAGCUCUUCAUGCCUGAAUUCAGUUAUCACACGACGCAAAUUCUGGAACGACAUCUGGUGGUAGGUAGCGAGGCGUACACCAUGGCCAAGCUGAAGGAGAUGAUGCACAACGACACCAUCGUCCUUCCCUCUAUCAGGGACAAUCUGAAGCUUCGCGUUAGAGAGUACAGCGAGAAUGACAAGCACGACGAAAACGCGAUCCGUCCAGAAAUUUUCGGCUACCAGAUCGAGUGGGAGGGCAACUGGAUCCGCGUGUUCCGGCCUGACGUCGAGUGCACCAACGGCAUCAUCCACGUGAUCGACUCGGUGUUCCUGAAGGACAGCGACGUGAGGGUGAAGGGCAGCACCGCGUCGGGCGUCAGCCUGGCGCCGCAUCUGAUCAUGAUCCUGGUGGCCAAGUGGCUGCUUUAAGGGCGUGUAUGUCGAGUCUAUCAUAGGUGCACCUAGGAAUUUAUUUCGGGACCGUCACCGAUCGGACCUCUCGUCCAGGCGAGCGAAGUGCGCGAGAAUCGGACUCGAGACCACUUGAGCAUGAGGACGCGGGUCUUUCGGGGUCGAGUCAUCCCCAAAACGACCCCGAAGAGUCCCAGGAGUUCGCGUUCACCGUGACGCGACAGCCGUAAACUCUGCGCUCGAGAGUUUGGUUUUCGUUCUCCACCCAUACCCUGAAAAGGCUCGCUCGAGUGCAUUCCCUGACGAGAAUCGACGGUGUUCGAAUGAUCGGGGACGAUCCUGAUCGAAGCGAGAGGCUCUUGGGCGGAUCUCUACUGGUGCGUCACGGAUUGGAUAGCGGUCAACCCUACCUGACGUUUCAGCGGUUUCAGAGUCGAAUGGAUUCAACUUGUACCGACUAGCUGUUAGGUCGAUGGUUAAUCCGUUGAUUCGAGGGUUUAUCGUAUCGAUACGACCGGUCAGGUCUCGCGCGUCCUAAACGUCCACACGGGAGUCCGGUCUCCGCGCAAGAGAGAAGAGAACAAAAGACAUUCGAAGCAGUGACGAUCGCGCGGCGGGACAGUUUCGCGGGUCAGAGACGCCAUUGAUCGUACCAAAUAAUUAAUCAACCGUACCAAGUAAUUUAGAGAUACCCACGAACGAGGGGACGAACACGGAGGCAGAGCGGAGAUUUCGGGGUACCGUCUUCGAGUACAAGGGCGAAUGAGAGAUACGGAGGAUGUUCCGAUGUUAACGACCCAGAGGCUACCACGAAAAAGUUCAAGGUCGCGUCCUUUCCAUGCUGAUUGUUCUAGCGGUAACACAAACGUAGAGCAAAUGUCCCGCGUCUGCGCUAGUUCGAAUCGAACGCCGUCGAUAUUCAGGCCAUAACUAUCAUACAAGUACGUCUCGCCUAAUUGUGGUAUACUUCGAUUUCAUUGACAAUGAUGAGCUAUAGUUCUGUAUGCGUGUGUUGCGCGAGCGUGUGUUUGUGUGCGUGUGGGUGUGUAUGCGUGCGAGGGUCAUUUCUGUCCGCUCGACGAAUCGCGUCGCGAGGUAAUCUUGGAAUUCGAAUGGAAGUUUGGACCCUU
Messenger RNA from Hylaeus anthracinus, 3699 nucleotides. RefSeq names its product fasciclin-1 (gene Fas1). The transcript has 14 exons. Gene Ontology annotation, cellular component: extracellular matrix. The record is from RefSeq and is a predicted model, not a curated record. Gene Ontology annotation, molecular function: cell adhesion molecule binding. Gene Ontology annotation, biological process: extracellular matrix organization; cell adhesion. Lineage: Eukaryota; Metazoa; Arthropoda; Insecta; Hymenoptera; Colletidae. The coding region runs from base 560 to 2587 and encodes 675 amino acids.